Messenger RNA from Daphnia magna, 3403 nucleotides. Its product is annotated as sodium/potassium-transporting ATPase subunit alpha-B. The coding region runs from base 122 to 3301 and encodes 1059 amino acids. Gene Ontology annotation, molecular function: P-type sodium:potassium-exchanging transporter activity; ATP hydrolysis activity; ATP binding. Gene Ontology annotation, cellular component: membrane. The transcript is spliced from 24 exons. The record is from RefSeq and is a predicted model, not a curated record. Lineage: Eukaryota; Metazoa; Arthropoda; Branchiopoda; Diplostraca; Daphniidae. Gene Ontology annotation, biological process: potassium ion import across plasma membrane; proton transmembrane transport; intracellular potassium ion homeostasis.
GUGAGUUUAACGUUGACAAGUGUUGUUCUGGCGGUUGACGUCCUGUUAAGAACAUAACAAUUGAACACGGACGUAUACUUAAACUCCUAUAGCUCGAUAGGGAAAAUCAACAUCGUGGAAAAUGAUACGAAGGAGACAGUCGAUGGCUGCCGAAGGCCAAGUCAACGCAGCUUUCGAGCCGGAUGUGCCCGAAACGCGGCAGACUACCGUCACCUUCACCGGUCUAUCGGCAAAAGCACUUUCAGCUAAACCGUUCACCCCCCUGAAAAAGAAAAGCUCUCUGCUCAGCUUGUGGAGCAAUGACAGCCGCGAUGAGAAGCUUAAAAGUUUGAAACAAGAACUAGAAAUGGACGAGCAUAAAUUACCACUACCUACUUUAUUCGCUCGGCUCAAUACGGAUCCAAUCAUGGGAGUUACACACCAACAAGCUCGAGAUAAAUUACUCAAAGAUGGACCCAAUAGUUUGAAACCGAUCGAAGGCGAACCGGAAUGGAAAAAGUUUUUGGGAAAACUGCUGGGUGGUUUUCACAUUCUUCUCUGGUUUGGUGCCAUCCUCUGUCUGGUCGCCUUUUUUAUGGAGUACACCACGUCGACAGAGCCAUCACACGAUAACAUGUGGCUGGCAAUCAUUUUGGUCAUCUUAGUGACUGGAACGAGUGUAUUCGCUUAUUACCAAGAACGAAAGAGCACAAAUAUCAUGGAUUCUUUCAAAGGCAUGAUUCCGCAGUUUGCUGAAGUUACGAGAGAAGGACAGAAGAUGACGGUUAAAGUGGAAGAAUUAGUAAUGGGCGACCUUCUCGACGUGAAAUUCGGAGAUCGACUUCCUGCCGACAUGCUCAUCCUUUCUUGUAGUAGUUUUAAAGUGGACAACUCGUCUUUGACGGGCGAAUCAGAGCCUCAAACCCGUUCGCCCGAAUGCACUCACAACAACCCAUUGGAGACUAAAAAUCUCGCAUUUUUCUCAUCCAGCGCUGUUGAAGGUGUGGCACGUGGUGUAGUCGUUAGGAUUGGCGAUAAAACGGUGAUGGGCCGAAUCGCUUCAUUGACUUCAGGUGUCGAUUCCGGACCAACUCCGAUGGCUCGUGAGAUUCAAGAGUUUAUCCAUUUGGUUUCGUUCAUCGCUAUAUUUACGGGCGUUGUCAUCUUCUCCGUUGCUAUGGUUCUUGGCUACAGCUGGAUUAAUUCCCUUAUUUUUCUGAUCGGAAUCGUCAUGUCUUAUGUGCCACAAGGACUCGUUCCAACCGUAGCGAUUUUGCUGACUUUGACGGCCAAAAGGAUGGCAAAGAGGAACUGUUUAGUUAAAAAUUUAGAAGCGGUCGAAACACUUGGCUCCACGUCGACAAUCUGCUCGGAUAAAACGGGCACACUCACGCAAAAUCGAAUGACUGUGGCGCACACCUGGUUUGACGACACGAUACGACAGAUGGAUACCAGCGAAUCGCAAACAAGUGAUGUGCUGUUUGAUAAUUCCUUGCCGGGAUGGAAAAUUCUCAGCCGGGUGGCCAAAUUGUGCAGUCGUGCCGAGUUCGUUGCUGGACAAGAAGAUCAACCUAUCCUUAAAAGAGAUGCAAAGGGAGACGCAUCCGAGAUAGCUAUUUUGAAAUGCGUGGAACUGGUAGACGGCCAUGUCGUCGAGUAUCGACAAGAAUUCCCCACCGUUAGCGAAAUCCCUUUCAAUUCGACUAACAAGUAUCAGGUGUCCAUUCAUCGGAUGGCUGAUAAUGAGAGCUCCAAUUACUUGCUCGUCAUGAAGGGAGCUGCUGAAAAGAUCAGCGCUUUGUGUUCCACUAUUUUGGUGGAUGGCGAUGAAAUUCCGUUGGACGAUGAUUGGAGGAAACGAAUCGAUGCGGCUUACUUGAAACUAGGCAGCCUGGGAGAACGUGUCAUUGGUUUUUGUGAUUUCUUGCUACCAGCGUCGGAUUAUCCUGAAGGGUUCCAGUUUAACACGGAAAACAUCAAUUUCCCGCUAAAGAAUUUAAGAUUCGUUGGCUUGAUGUCGAUGAUAGAUCCCCCUCGAGCUGCCGUUCCCGAUGCUGUCCGUCUCUGUCGAUCGGCUGGCAUUCGAGUUGUCAUGGUUACUGGUGACCAUCCCAUUACGGCAAAGGCAAUUGCAAGAUCAGUUGGAAUCAUCUCCCCAGGAAACGAAACAAUUGAAGAAAUCGCAGAGCGGCUUAAAGUGCCAACGCGUGAUCUCGAUCCCAAAAUGGCUAAAGCCAUCGUGAUUCACGGCGCAGAUCUUAACGAGUUCGAUCAGGAUCAAUUGGAUAACGUGUUGAGAUAUUACCCGGAGAUCGUAUUUGCACGCACCUCACCCCAACAGAAAUUAAUUAUUGUCGAAGGCUUCCAGCGUCUCGGAUCGAUUGUGGCUGUCACCGGAGAUGGCGUGAACGAUUCUCCAGCUUUAAAAAGAGCUGAUAUCGGCAUUGCUAUGGGCAUUACAGGAUCCGACGUAUCGAAACAGGCAGCGGAUAUGAUCCUACUGGACGACAAUUUCGCAUCCAUAGUUACAGGAGUUGAACAGGGUCGUUUGGUAUUUGACAACCUGAAAAAAUCAAUAGCGUACACGAUGAUAACCAAAAUUCCAGAGGCCGCCGCCUUUGUGGUAUUCAUUCUAGCUGAUAUUCCUCUGAUGCUUGGCGCUAUUCCAAUCUUGUGUAUCGAUCUUGGCUCUGAUCUGUUCCCCGCUAUUACGUUCGCCUACGAGAGACCUGAAAAUGACAUCAUGGAAUGCCCACCAAGAAAUAUCUACAAAGACAAGCUCGUUGGUUCAAAAUUGCUGGAAAUUGCAUUCUGGCAGACCGGCAUUAUUGAAAGUUUCGGUUGCUUCUUUGCCAUGUUCGUCAUCCUCGGCGAGAACGGCUUCCUGCCUUACGAUUUGUUGGGAAUCCGAGCUCAAUGGGAUUCGAAAGCUAUCAACGAUCUUCGAGACUCUUACGGCCAAGAAUGGACGUACGAUGCUCGAAAGGAACUGGAGAAAACUUGCUACGCUGCCUACUUUGCAAACAUAGUGGUGCAACAAUGGAGUUCUGUCUUGACUAGGAAAACGAGAAGGGCGUCAACAUUUCAACAUGGAUUCGCAAACAAGUUGAUGAAUUUCGCCCUCCUUUUCGAGACGUGCAUUGCAUCUUUUUUCAUUUACACACCUGGUUUAAAUACCAUCAUCCAACUACGUCCGAUUCGUAUUACUUGGUGGUUACCAUCAAUCCCUUUCUCAAUCGUCAUUUUUCUUCACGAGGAAGUGAGAAAGUGGUGGAUUCGAAGAUUCCCGGACGGUUGGUGCUCGCGAGAAGUUUAUUAUUAAUAGUAUAGCACCCGCUUUUUUUCCUUUCUAGUACUGCUGUUUAAAUAUCAUUAUUACUGUUUGCGAGUGAACAUAACAAAAUACACGUACAUUGCCUUUUAA